Brenthis ino (lesser marbled fritillary) is the source of this 1299-nucleotide messenger RNA. The record is from the annotation of a GenBank genome assembly. NCBI's taxonomy places the organism in Eukaryota, Metazoa, Arthropoda, Insecta, Lepidoptera, Nymphalidae.
AUGAGUGGAUCGAGAGUACGUGUGGAGCUGAUGACAUCUUUCUGGCAAGAAGCUGCUAUUUAUGUGAACAAUAAUUUCGUUGUGAAUGAUUUUUUAUACUCCGAUGACACAUUUGAAGAGAUGACAAUGAUAGCACACGCCUGUCUCAUGCGGAUCACGACCGAUACGUUGUUGACAAACGUCGAUAGCGAACAAGCAAACUCUACGCUGCGAGCUGCGAGACACGCACGACAGCUGCAGGACUUACCUCAUGCUGUACAGCUGUAUCUGCAACUAAUAGUCGAAGGACCUCGAGAAGGUGACAGCUGGAGAGAACUGGCGACAUGCCUUAAAGAUUUGGACAAAGAGUGGGCGAAUGCUUGUAUAAAUAAAUCUAUAAUGCUUCAUACAAGACAUCCAUUAAGUCUUUUAUCAAAGAGUUGUAUGGUUUUUGAAGAAGACCCCGAUGCAGCAGAACCGUUUUUUGUAGCUUUACUAGCACUCUAUCCUUUUUGGGUCCCAAUGUGUGUAUGUGUUAGCGCUUACUACUUGCAGAGAGAACUGUUUCACAUGGCCCAAGCCAUUAUCGAACAAGUAAGGAAAACCAAAGCUCAAGGUAUGUCUGAUGACAUACGUUACCCGCGCGUGUGGGAUAGGGAGCUCGGGGACUGGUGGGACAACACCCCUCUACUGCCAGGCACCAACCUGUACUACGACGCAGCUGACUUACUGCUUAGAAUACGAGCUAUUUCUUUAGCAGAAGUGUGCGUAGCUCGAGCAUUUACUGAGACUGGCGAGUGUCCUGUAUAUUACCAUCUGGUCGCUCUUUGCUGUCGACUCCGUGGACAAAUCGAGGAUGCCUUGUGCCAUCUUCAUCAAGGAAUCGAAAAAUUCGGCGAAAUCAGCUAUUUAAGAAGUUUACAAGGCGAAUGUUAUCAUAAACUGAAAGAUUUGUCGGCUUCCACAGCAUCUUUGAAGAAAGCUAAAAAUUGCGGUUCAUACAUUGCCCUGUUAUCACUACCUCGUAAAGACUAUCAACGUACUCAAUCAAUAAUAUCAGAUGUUGUUCGGCGAUAUCCCAGUGCUUAUGCUUGGAUGACUUUUGCAGAUUAUUGGAUGAUGCGGAGCUUGAUGGGCGAAGGAGGUGAUGCAGAAGCCACAGAGGAACAGAAAACUGCUAGAGCCAGUGCUAUUUCAUGUUCAUUCAAAGCCCUUAGAUACGAUCGCCGUAUAGGUCGCGCUUGGACCUUGCUAGCCAGUUUAGUCAAGCCAAGGGAAAGAAGACAAUAUUGCAAGGAAAUGGCGGCUAUGAUUUGUAAU